This is a messenger RNA of Castor canadensis (American beaver), 3701 nucleotides long. RefSeq names its product homeobox containing 1 (gene Hmbox1). Gene Ontology annotation, molecular function: double-stranded telomeric DNA binding. Lineage: Eukaryota; Metazoa; Chordata; Mammalia; Rodentia; Castoridae. Gene Ontology annotation, cellular component: nucleus. Gene Ontology annotation, biological process: positive regulation of DNA-templated transcription. The record is from RefSeq and is a predicted model, not a curated record.
GGCGGCAGCAGGUGGGAACGGGGCUGUUGAUAUCAAUAUGGCGGUUGUCAGCCAGACAAAGACAGUCAGUCUGAUGUGAUUGAGACAAGGGAGGUUUUCAGGGGGAGACUGGGAGAUUGGGGCCUCCCCUCCCCCUUCUGCUUUUCCAGCGCGGGCCUCGGGCCCUCUCCAGCCCCUCCCGACGGGCGCCCCGCACGGAAGAUACCCCUCCCCCUCCCGCUUCCCUCCUCCCUACCUCAGCCCUUGGCGUUGGGACGUUGGGGAGGGGGCUGUGCCGGGCAGAGAGAACUCAGCCAGGAUUCCGAGAAUGGUAAAUAACACUGACCAUCUCUGGAAAGGGUAUUGAUUCGCCUCAUGUAAAGUAUGCUCAGUUCUUUUCCGGUGAUUUUGCUGGAAACCAUGUCUCACUAUACAGAUGAACCCAGAUUUACCAUAGAACAAAUAGAUCUGCUUCAGCGCCUUCGACGUACUGGAAUGACUAAACAUGAAAUUCUUCAUGCCUUGGAAACUUUGGACCGUCUUGAUCAAGAGCAUAGUGACAAAUUUGGAAGAAGAUCCAGCUAUGGGGGAAGUUCGUAUGGGAAUAGUACCAACAAUGUUCCAGCAUCUUCCUCUACAGCUACAGCUUCCACACAGACCCAGCAUUCGGGAAUGUCCCCAUCACCUAGCAACAGUUAUGAUACCUCCCCACAGCCUUGCACUACCAAUCAAAAUGGGAGGGAGAACAGCGAACGAUUGUCUACGUCCAAUGGAAAGAUGUCACCAACUCGCUAUCAUGCAAACAGCAUGGGUCAGAGGUCAUACAGUUUUGAAGCCUCCGAAGAGGACCUAGAUGUAGAUGAUAAAGUGGAGGAAUUAAUGAGGAGGGACAGCAGUGUGAUAAAAGAGGAAAUCAAAGCCUUUCUUGCCAAUCGGAGGAUUUCCCAAGCAGUUGUUGCACAGGUAACAGGUAUCAGUCAAAGCAGAAUCUCUCACUGGCUGUUGCAGCAGGGAUCAGACCUGAGUGAACAGAAGAAAAGAGCAUUUUACCGUUGGUAUCAACUUGAGAAGACAAACCCUGGAGCUACAUUAAGUAUGAGACCUGCCCCCAUUCCACUAGAGGACCCUGAAUGGAGACAAACACCUCCCCCUGUCUCUGCCACAUCUGGGACCUUCCGACUCCGACGAGGGAGUCGAUUUACCUGGAGAAAGGAGUGCCUGGCUGUCAUGGAAAGUUACUUCAAUGAGAAUCAAUACCCAGAUGAAGCCAAGAGGGAAGAAAUUGCAAAUGCUUGCAAUGCAGUUAUACAAAAGCCAGGCAAAAAACUGUCUGAUCUGGAACGUGUUACCUCCCUGAAAGUGUAUAAUUGGUUUGCUAAUAGACGGAAGGAGAUCAAGAGGAGAGCCAAUAUCGAAGCAGCAAUCCUGGAGAGUCAUGGGAUAGAUGUACAGAGUCCAGGAGGCCAUUCUAACAGUGAUGAUGUCGAUGGGAAUGACUACUCCGAGCAGGAUGACAGCACGAGCCAUAGUGACCACCAAGACCCCAUCUCAUUAGCUGUGGAGAUGGCAGCAGUCAACCAUACUAUCUUGGCAUUGGCCCGACAAGGAGCCAGCGAAAUCAAGACAGAGGCCCUGGAUGAUGACUGAUCAGGGAGGGUUAAAUGUGACAAGUUAACUUAGUUUAGACGUAGCACCUUAGCAGACUUUCCUCGGUCCUUAACAUGUGUUCUUACAGUAUAACUUGCAGUUUCUUGUAUGUCAGGUAGCCGUUAGGGUCUUGUUCUGUGAAGAUGGCAUGGUGCCCUCAGCCUUUGCAUAUACUCUCUCAGUAUUAAAUUCCCAGUAAGUAGUAACCAACCAACCAGACUUCCCUCUCCCAAGCCCCUGAGGCUAGAAAAUCUUGCUGCUCCGUCUUAGCAUUCCAAGAAAGUGCUUCCAGGUAUUUAGAUAACCCUCAGUUCUCAAAUAUUAGGCUAUGUGUAAAAUCUUGGGUACCUUUAGAUUCAUGUAACACUAGUCUCAACCCCAUUUUCCUGCCCCAAGACUGAUAGGAUGCAAGCUGAGGUAGUGGCACAGGAUUGACAGAAACCAUUUGGGGAGUAUCCAUAGAGUGAAAGGAACACUAGAACCCCUUCUCAGCAUGAGAAUCACUGAUUCAGCUGCAAUAAGUCGUGCCUCAUAGUCACACUGUGGCUAGACUAUACUUCUUUGGGUGCUGUGCUAUGUCAGUGGAAACUCGAUCUCAGAUUUUGGUUUAUGUUAACAUGCCUGACAACAGACAUCCUUUCCUCUCACAAGCUGUAUGACUUAGUAGAUAAAAUACUGCCUUCUGACUUUGGGACCAUGAUUCAAAACAAAAAGACAAAAAACAAGUUAUUUAAAAAAAAAAAACCCAGCUUGUGAGCAUUGGAAAAAAGUAUAAGCUGAAUGUCUAAAUGGAUGCUAAGACCAGUUCUCAGAACCACUGUACAUUCCGUGGCACAGUCAGUGCCUGCAUGGAAAAGUCCUGGAGUUACCAUGGAAGGUGUCUUUGCCUCCUGUCAGUGUCCCCUUUUCCAUGCUACCAACAAAAAGUCUGUUAAGAACAGAGCUGAGGUUGAAAAUGAGUGAAAGAACAGUCUUUGUACCCAUUACCUGAAGCCCCCUCGGAGCUGAGAGAGGACUUUGAGGGGAUCCUGCUGACUUAUCACUGAUGCAAAUACUUGCCUAAAUAGGAGCAGAAAAAAGCAGGGGACAUUUACCACUUACCUUGUGGGUGUGCGGAACACAAUGGGAUGCGACUGCUUUCUCGUUCUCUUUGCUCUGUCCUUGUAGAGGUGUGAAAAGCUAUAUUGCUGCAGGCAAUUUAUUUAAUAAUUGGAAGCCAUAUUGAUAAUGGAUGUGGUAAUAUUUGUAAAGUUUAAUCUACUUUAAGCGGCAGUAACUAAUGGAAUUUUUUUCCUUGAUCACAUAUGUAGCACUUUUGUUACUUUUUAAAGAUAUUUAUAUUUGAUAAAUCUUUUUUUCAUUUUGAGAACUCAAAAUACCAAACAAUGAACUUGCGUUAUAAAGUCACCUUGUGAUCACCUUGUCAUCUAGUAGCGAAAUGAUGAACUAUUCAUGCAUCAAAGAAAAUUACAUUCGCUGGCCUUGUAUGAAAAUGAUCUCCUGGCUACCUGAUUAAAUGAUACACUGUCACUGUGGGUAAGAAGAAACAGCCUUCAGUGUAGCAGCAUAGUGUGCAUCUGAAAGAGGCACCCCGGCUAUGCGUUUUCUGCCUCAUCUUCGUAUGUCUAAUGAAGCCUUGUUUAAAGGGGAAUGAGGGGCAGGUAGUUGAACAGGGCUUCUGUCUUUCUGUCCAUUACCUGAAACGAUUUCUAAGAUGGAACUAAGGUGCCAUUUCUUGUCUUCUUCACCCCUCCCCCACCAAAUGUAUUCAAGUUUAAAAACUAUUCAGAGAGAGAGAGAGACUGACUUACUGACCUUCCUUAUUUCCCUUUCUCAUUUGCAGAAUAUUGAAUAUCUGCCAGUUUCUAGCUGGUCUUACUGCACACACAAGAUCACCCCCAUAGCUGUGAAUCCUGCUUGCGUGAGUGUAAGGAGAAGUCUUUGAGAGGGCAUGAGGAUGCCACCUUACCUACACGUGUGACUUUGAAGAACCAUAGGCAGGGUUUGGUCCUGCUGGUGUCCAUGAAUUUCAUGGGGGGAAAUGUAUGCAUUUUUCCCAGCUUCUAAGAAUUGAA